AGUUGGUUCUAAGUUACAUGCCGUGCGCAGUAGGAGAUAAAAUCUAGAGUUCACUCACGCGGAUGUACGAGCGAUUCAUAAUCUCUCCUUGAAUCAAUGUUUGAAUACAUGAAUGUAUUUCAAGAUUUGGCUAACCUGGAACGUCUUUGUUUUUUUUUUGUUCAAAGUUCAAAGACUCCAUAGUGAACGGUGGACGUAAACUCCACUUACUUCACAUCGCUGGCGAUCGAUGCGAAUUAAGAGUUUUGGAACACGUAUUAAGUACGUUGUUGGAGAAAUCACGGAAAGAAAAUUUAUCGCAAGUCUUAAACAUAUGGGAGAGGCAUUCAAUGAUAGCUUAGAAAAGUUGCGCAAGAGAAGUCGAACUUUGUUAGCACAUGUUGAUGAAAACGCUAAAAGGAUUGAUGCUGAAAUAAAGAAAUUACGUUCGCAAACAUUAUUUUUGAUAAAUUGCUGUAAUCAUAAGAAUCAGGGCAGUAUAGGAAGAAAUAUUAAUCUAUGGAAAUUGCGCAACGAUUCAAGCAAAAUUAAUGCUGUUUUAAAUCCAGAUUUUUGUGUCAGUCCUAAACGCACAACGUCAGUGCCAAAUAUGACAUUCCCUGGAAAACUAACACUAACAUCUAAAAAACCGCAACAGCAAUUUGCACCUAGAAAACCAGUAAAAGAAUGUUAUUGUAAUUAUGAAGAGAAUAAGAAGCAUAUAAAAUCAUCAAGAACUCAACGCAAACCUGCCUUGCCUAGUCGUCAUUGCAGAAGCCAAUUUGAGUUUAAAUUAAUAAGAGAAACUGAUAAGCCUGCACUGACUUCGCCAAUUAGCUGUGAAACAUUCAGGAGAGUUAAAAAGAUUGAUUACACGCCUAGAUCUCAAUUCCUUCGCAAUGUACAGAACAAAGUCUGCGAAUUACAAACUGGAGGUGAGGGAGAUUGCUUGCGAACGUGUCCGCGAUCAUUCAGUUAUCACAAAUUCAUGACAAGUCCGAAGAUGCAAGAUAUCAUUCCUGAUGAAAAACUAACAUUACCGGACGAACACAAACAUAUCGAUAAAAGGCAGUCAUGUCUAGCAUCCUCGGGAACGCCUAUAAAUUCACUGGCGAACGAACGAAGCGAAUCCGAAGAUGCCGCCUGCACUUUGACUAAAGGAAUUCAAGAGUCUUCGCGAAAGUUGUCGAAGUCAACAUUACAAAAGACUAUUAGAUCCAAGAAGCAAAUACUAAAGUCAAACGAAAGACUUACCUCCAAAUCACCGACACGAAGUAAAAAAGCAACGCAAUUGGACAAACAAGAUUGCCCUUGCUGUUGCAGGAACGAACCGAGGAGGACUGUGAAAUUUGAUGAACGUGAACGAAUAAACAAUUUACCGGAAUGUUGCGAACAAAGAGACCGGUGCUUGAAGCAUAAUAAUGAUUUUGCAACUGAUUUUGUGGACCAGGAAGUAGAGAAUUUGAGAAAAUUUCGAGAGCAGAAUUAUUUCGAAACACAUGGCUCGAGUUACACAUUGGCGUCGUCCAGAUCUUCAGGAUCUUUGCAACAGUAUCAGCUGAACGAACGUCUUUUUCCGGAGUCGACAAACAAGAUUCAUAAACAAGACUUGGUAGUGACAAUGCCGCUGUGUGCGACGAUGCAGAAAAAGCGCAUCCAUUAUUUUCCUAAAUACGUGGUGCGACAAGAGAAGAAAGCCUGCAAUACAAAUUAUAGGCGAAAACGGUGCCAAAGCUGUCCUCUCACCGGUCAUGCCAUUGAUCUUGGAGUUCUGAAGGCCAGACCGCCGCUAAAUAGUCUGGCGCUCAAAUAUCAGAAAAGAGUUCCUUGAAACAAAAGCAAACAGUCAUGCAUAUUCUAAAAUCUUGUUUUCUUUUUUAUAUUUUUAUUAUAUAUUCUUAAAUCCAUAUGUAGAACAGAAUAGCUUUUUUACCUCAAAGAUUUGAAAAUAUAAAUUUUAACAUUGAUUGUGUCAAUUUAUAAGUGUUAUUUACUUAUUUUUCACCUUUAUUUUGAUAAAAUUAAUUAUAUAAUAUUUAAUUUAUAGAGUAUAAUGCAUUAAAUAUAAAAAAUUUUCAAUAUAUAAAAUUUUACUUUGUUUAUCAUAUGUAGGCUGCGUUUUGAUAUUAAAUGCAAGUGAACGUGUACGUGAUGUAAACUAUAGAUUUUCGGUGCUGGCAGUGAAUAUCGAAACGCAGCUUUAUCAAGUUUAUGCUUAUUUGAACGACUAUAAUUAUUAAAAUUUAUCCGCAUGAUAUGCAAAGAAAAUAGUUAUUGCUAAUUAUGUUCGUUUAUUUUAAAGUACGUAAGAAAAACAUAAAAAAGCGCGAUUAUAAAGGAAUAACAAAAAAUGUAAAUUGUUAAUGCACACUUUUAAGUUAUAUUAAUUAAUACAAACAUUGGUAUAAUUUGCACAGAAAUAUGAUAAAAUAAUUGCUUUCUUGUUUUCUUACAUCAAUAAUUCUUAAAUUAUAAAUAUACAAUUACUAAAGACUUGACUCUCUUAUAAAAUAUUAUGUCAAAAUUAUUAUUGCAACAUUAAAAAAAUUGUUUUAACUCAGUAAUACAAUGGAUUAUUCAUUUUAAAUUGAGAUAAAUAAAUUU
Messenger RNA from Cataglyphis hispanica, 2583 nucleotides. RefSeq lists its product as uncharacterized. Lineage: Eukaryota; Metazoa; Arthropoda; Insecta; Hymenoptera; Formicidae. The transcript is spliced from 3 exons. The record is from RefSeq and is a predicted model, not a curated record. The coding region runs from base 230 to 1810 and encodes 526 amino acids.